AUGAAGAAUUUUGAGAAGAAGAAUGCACUAUUAUUGCUUGUUUUGCUAACUGUUACAGAGAAGCUUAACUCACUUUUAUAUGAAGAGUCAACCUUGGUCAAUAGUUGCGUACUGAAGAUGAAAAAAGCAUACAACCUUACUGGCAGUGCUUGUUUCAAUGAAUCAUGUGUUGCUUGUUGUGGCAAGGAGUCGCAUCGUGGUAUGGGUUGCGGAACAACAAUAGAUUAUGAAUUAUGCGGUGACGUUGGCGAGUAUGUGUUUUUUGAUGGAUCACAUCCUACUGAACGUGCAAAUAUUAUACUAUCUGACUUCCUAUGGAAUGGAAGAUUAAAUUUCACAUGGCCUGUUAACAUGAAGCAACUUUAUGAACUCAAUUCCGCCACCAACACCAUGGAGAUUUCCUCAGAAGAUGAAGGAUUGUAUUUCAUUGAUGCAUAA
Pistacia vera is the source of this 438-nucleotide messenger RNA. RefSeq names its product GDSL esterase/lipase 1-like. Lineage: Eukaryota; Viridiplantae; Streptophyta; Magnoliopsida; Sapindales; Anacardiaceae. The record is from RefSeq and is a predicted model, not a curated record. The transcript has 3 exons. Bases 1 to 438 code for a protein of 145 amino acids.